UCGAUUGAACAACACUUAAAAUUAAAAACGAUCCGCAGUAACGCGCGUAUUUUCAAGUGUGGAAAAACCAAAAAAAUAUUGUGUUUUUUUUUGGGUUUCGUAUAAAGUUCUAAAUUGAAGAAAAGAAAGACGAUUUGUAAUUAAAAUUUGAGUCUCGUUUGUUUUGAAUAUCGUUAGCGAUAUCGUUUAAAUUUAAGUGAUUUUUUUUUAUAAAAAAGUAGAAUUCUACUUUUAUUUUUGAGAUUUGAGAUUGUAUUCUAACGAAACAAAAAAUAUACAAAAUGAAAUUAACAUUUUUGAUUGAAAUGCUUUUGAUAUUGAUUAUCAUUGCGUUUGCAGCAUCCAAACCACUCGAUUCAGCUAACGAGAGUCGUGCCACAAAAACCAAAGGUGCAUUGAAACAAGCCGCCGUUCCACCAGCCCCUGCAGUUGAAGUUGCAUCUGUUGCAACACCCGCCGCCGCUGCCGCAGCCGAUGAUGAUGAUGAUGUUGUUGACCUUUUCGGAUUCGUCGCAAAUUACAUCGCAGGUGGAGAUGAUGACGAUGAUGAUGACGAUGAUGAAGACGAAUCAGAUGACGACGAAGGUGAAUUAGAAGAUGAUGACAUCGAUCUGCUCGAUUUAGCUGAAGAUGUUGAAGAAGCUGCCGCUACGGGCGAAAGUGCACCGGCUGCAGCCGCAGCUGCCACAGCUUCUGACACAAAAAAUCCAGAAACACCAGUCGCCGCCGCCCCAGCUCCUGCUGCAGCCGCAGUUGAUUCGGAAGAAGACAGUGAAGACUUUGCUUUGUUAGGCAUUGGUGAUGAUCUCUUUGAAGCCUUCUUUGCCGAUGAUGAACCAGAAAAGAAAAAACCAGCUCCAGUCACUGUUGAAGUAAUAUCACCACCUGCUCCAGUAGUUGAACCACCAAAGCCAGCCGUCAAGAAAACCACCACCAAAAAAACAUCGACAAAGAAAACUGCAACCAAAAAGGUCUCAUCAACAGCCGCCCCACAAAAGGAACAUUCUGAAACGGCCGAAAAAGAAAAACCACAAUUCCAACACACACCAGCUCUCUUAGAAUUGGCCCAACAAAAUGACAAAGAUGACUCCGCCGAGAAACUUGGCGAUUCAACCGAAAAGAAUGAAACCAACAAAAUGGAAGAGUCGGAAAAUCUAUUGGUUGACAAUUUGGACGACAGCGAAGAAAGCGGUGACAAUUUGAUUGUUGUUUCAAGCUCUGAAGAUACCAAACAACAAGAUGAAGAUGAAGAUGACGAAGAACUUGUUUUGGAUGAUGAAGAUGCUGCAUUGGGCGAAUCACUCGGCGAUGAAGUGAACGAUGCUAAAGAAAAUGAUGACAAUAUUGCAGCCGAAAGCAGCGUAGUUGAAACGGUCGUUGAAAAAGAAACACCAAAACCAGUUGUAAAGAAAACAAAAAAGAAGGACAAAGAAGAAGACGAAGGCAUUUUGGAUUUGGUUGUAUCAGCCAUCACUGGCGAUGACGAAGAUGAAGAUAAAACCAAGCCCGAGACUGCAGAGAAAAGUGAAGACGAUGAGGACGAGGCCGAAGAAGCCGAUGAUGAAGAAGAAGAAGACGAAGAUGAUGAUGAUGAAAAAACACCCGUCGAAUCAGAAAAUGAUGAAGAAGAUGAAAAAGAAGAAAACAGCGUAACAGACGAAGAACAAACCGAAUUGGAAUUGCUCAGCGAAACUUUGGGACUCACACGAAGUGAAAAACAUUAACAGUUCGGAAAAACAAAUUAACUACAAAAAAACUCACUCACAAAAAAUACCACAUUAUUUAAGCGAGAUUUAAACAGACGGAAAUAGAUGACAAAACAUUCAAUUGGUGCGAUGAAACCCAACAAAAUUUUUGAAAAUACCUCAAAAUUCGCCGAUUUUUUUAUAGAUUAACGUAAAUUAUUUAUUUAUUUAUUUAAAAAAGAAACUAUUUAACUUAUUUAUUUAUUUCGAGUCGUGAAGAGAAUGAAACGAUAGAACCGCAAAAAAAAACACAACAGCAAACAAAUACUUUGAUAACGUGAAUCAAAUGUCGAACAAAAUAAAAUAAAAUGAACCACAACAUACAUUCCGUGUAAGAAAACAAAUGUAUAUAAAAUGAGCGAUCGUAAACGGAACGAGUAAAUUUAAAACAAAAGUCAAUAAUAAUGUAUUUUACCGAAAUGUUUGCAUAAAUUUGAAAUUUUCAGAUACAAAAAAUAGCACACAUCUAACGAUUUUAUUUUGCAUUCAAAAAAUUUAUCCGAAAUUCAAAUAUUGUCACACUAAAUCGAUUCGAUUUUCACCACACACACACUGGUGGUGAAUAUAUGAACUGACAGUUGAACACAGAAUUGAGGUUAAGUCAAAAAUGUCAAAUGCGAAUAAUAGACCAUGUAAAACAUAAACAGUCAAACAAUAAAGAGAAAAAAAAUCAUUGCGAGAAUUUAA
Molecule: messenger RNA, 2432 nt
Organism: Contarinia nasturtii (swede midge)
Lineage: Eukaryota; Metazoa; Arthropoda; Insecta; Diptera; Cecidomyiidae
Product: coiled-coil domain-containing protein 1-like
Exons: 11
Coding region: 282-1724 (480 amino acids)
Source: RefSeq, a predicted model, not a curated record